ACAUUUUUCUCUUGGCCUAGCGCCUUAAAAUAAUCUGAGGUGGCAACAUUGUCAGUGUCUGCAGUCUGUUUAUUCAGUGUUUUCACUUUUCACUGUUUUCACUACUUUUCACUUUGAAAAGCUGUAAAAGAUAGACAUACACACAGAACUCAGAAAUUAAAACUGUAAAAAUGGCUGCUCUUGUCGUACAAUCUCGUUUUGCUGGUCUAAUGAUAGAAGAUGAUGAUCACCCAACAAAUAGCGAUGAACAAAAACAUAAAAAAGCCAAAACUAAUUCUGCCAAAAAAUCAGAACUUCUGAAGAAACCCAAAAACAAUAAUAACAACAACAACAACUGUAAAACUCAGUCAGCUGGUAAGAAGAAGAAGACUAAACUUGGUGAAUCUACUGAAGCACAAUGGGCACAAUGGAAACAAAAAGAUGAAGAAAUGGUUGAUGGCAAUUUUGAAUCUGAACUCCAUCAGGCUAUUCUUUUGUCUAAACUGGAUUAUGAAGAGAAGAAAGAUGUAUAUAAACAAUUGAAAAAGGAUGUUGAUGCAGCAAACAAAGUUGCAGAAGUUUCUCGUAAUGUUAAGAAGUUGAAGAAGAAAAAUGUGAUGUGUCUGGAGCAGUUCAACGGCAUUGUGAAUUCUACUGAAAAUAGUGAUGUAAAAUUUAAUCAUAAUACAGAAGACGAAAAGAAUUCUACUGAUGAUGACAAGAUUCCCGAAAAAGAUACACAAUUUUUUGAACGAGUGAAAAUAGAGACGAAAGAUGCAUUAAUAAGAAACAAAAUAAAAGAAAGAAUCCACAAUAGAUUGACCGAUGAAGUUAUAACUAAAAUUCAGUUUAAUGAAACUUUAGAGAAGAAAGAUAAAGAAAUUGAAAGUUUAAAAGAAGAAGUAUUAAAAUUAAAACAGGAAUUGUUAACAGUCAAGUCUAGGAAUAAGAAGCUAUGUAGUAUACUAGGACAGGGUGAAAUGAGAGAUAAAGCAGAGGUAUUAGUAGAAGUGGAGCGACUGAACUCCGUACAAGCUGAAUUAACUGCAGAAAUAGCUACGUUACACUCAGAGUUAGAAAAGGAGCGAUCUAAAAACACAGAUCCAAGAGCUAAAGACAAGAAAAAUUCAACAAAAAAGAAAAAGAUAAGAUUUGACGUUUCUUCGGAGGCUGUCGUCACAAAAGAAUCUGGUGCAGGGAAUGUAUGAAACGACGCUACUCAGCAUCCCUGUUGCAGUAGGUAAAUUUAGAAGAUAACAUUGUUUUUCACUUUUAGACUGAUCUAAAGUUUUUCAAAUGUAUAAAAUUAAGUUCGCGCGUAAGUGUAUCGAAAAUAGAAAUUUAAAUUAUUAUAUAGGUCAACUUUAAAUUUUCGGUGCUGAGGUUCUAAAUAAAUAUAUUCGUGUCGCACUACCAUACAUAUUCUUGCGUGCAUUGUAAUUGCGAAUAGUCUGUCUUGUUACUUGAAUAGUAAAUUUUAGAAAGAAUAAAAAUAUACAAUUUUGGUUCUUAUAUUAUUUUUGUAUUAUUUAUUAUAUAAGUUAUUAUGUAUGUAUAUUUUAUUGUUUUUAUUGACUUUAAUUUAACAUUUGAAAAAUUUUUCAAUUAGUACUGUGCAAGGUCACCAUAUAUCAUUUUGGCCCUUGUAAUAUUCUAUCACAAAAGUGGGUUAGGAUGAAAUAUAAUGUCGAAUUAAAAACCAAAUUUGUUUUUAUUGUUCUCUAAGUACCAGUAUAAUAUCCAUUUCUUCAAGGAAAAAACUAUAAUAUUUGUGAUAUUAUUUUUAUUAAAAAAAAAUUUUAUUCUGCUACACUCUGAUCUCACACUUUGCAUUUGUGAAACUGAAACAUAGAAAUUUUUUAAGGUUCACUUGUUACAAUAAAAUCAAAGUAAAGUAUUAAGGAUUGUUUAUCACCAAAUUUAAUUUGAUAUUCUUGAUUAAUUUUUCUUCUAACUUCUAAACCUAUUAAAUUUUUGCUAUGAUAAAAAUGUAAUUUUGUUGUUUUACAUUAAAUGAUCGAAUUAUGCGAAAAGAAGCAUUUUAAUAUCAACAUAUAAUGAUCAUUGUGUUAAUUUAAAUUCAAUAAUGAAAACCUCAAUAAUAUCGAGGUUGUUAGUAUCACUUGUCGAUUUCGAAUUUCUUAAAGAAGUCACGAACUUGGUGCAUGUGUAUGAAGUGAAACUUCUUUUUCGAUAUUGUAUUGUGAUUUUCUUCAUUUUUCAUUCUUAAAUCAGAUUGCUCUUGUAAUAAGGAAUGCUGUGUUUAAGAGAUGCGACAUCUUCAACAUUUAUUUUAUAUAUGUUUUAAAUUAUAGAUGUAAAAAUAAAUAAAUAUAUAUUUUUAAAUAUUCGCCCUCGCUCUGUCUCUUUGUGUUCAAUGGUAGCGUUAAACAUUUAACGCAACCUUGGUGCAAGUCGCAUUAGAAGUUUCGCUUCAAUAACAAUGAUAAAAUUAAAUAAAUAAGGCGAUGAUUCCAAUUUUGAGUAGGGUAUUCAAAUAUCCAUUAUCUAAAUAGGUAUUAAAACACUUCAUAACUAUUAUCUAAAUUUCGGAGAGUAAUAAUUUUGAUUUUUUUCUAUCGUUGAAAACUCAGUAAUUUACUUUUGGUGGACGCUAUUGUAUUAGGCGUAGAUAUUAUAUUUAUGGAAUCACGAAGAACAUGUUCCUGGAAUCGAUCCACGUUAUUUUUGUUGCAGCAAGUGUUAGUUAAAACCUGAAAAUGUUUUAAUGUGAUAAAUCUCAUUUUCGAAUUUCAAUUAAAUUUUUUUUUUUGAUAAAACUUUUAUUAUUAUUUAAUUACCAUGUUAUUUCAUAUUUCGUUUGUAAAAAUCACCAUUCAGUGGCUAGCAUAGUUCUCAAGUAUAAUGAUUAUAGGGAUGUAGAGAGUCCCGAAUUUGACAUUAGUUUAUUAUACGAACUCUUUAAUGUUUUAUAAAAAUCAAAAAUUGUGACAUCACUAGAUGCCGUAACUUGAAAUUUUUAUUUCUAUAUUAAAUAUACUUUUAAGUUCUGUGAUUUUAAUUUUGUAUACAUUAUAUAGUUUUAGAGAGCCUAUAAUCUUGACAUGUUUAUAUUAUGCAUGUAGAUCUAAUUUUUUUUCUCGUAAAAUAUCAAUGAUGAAAAAACCUGAAUGUGAAGUGAAAUAAAAAGAGGUUUAUUUAAAA
Bombyx mori (domestic silkworm) is the source of this 3144-nucleotide messenger RNA. Its product is annotated as G kinase-anchoring protein 1. Gene Ontology annotation, cellular component: Golgi apparatus. The transcript has 7 exons. Lineage: Eukaryota; Metazoa; Arthropoda; Insecta; Lepidoptera; Bombycidae. Gene Ontology annotation, biological process: signal transduction. Bases 171 to 1187 code for a protein of 338 amino acids. The record is from RefSeq and is a predicted model, not a curated record.